CUGAAAUUUGACGUUUGUUUUGAGGUGGCAAAUGUCAAAUCACCUUUUCACUAUUCCUGAAAUUGGAGGAGUUUGUGGUGAAUUAUAGUAAUUAAGUUACAGAAAUGAAGUUUAAACUCCUAUUAUUCCUAACUAUAAUUUUAACCUACUAUGAAGGAGAAGCUCAAACCCGUACGAAGGGGCUUGAAGAAAAAGUCCAGCAGUUAACAGACUUCACAGCCAAAAAGUCAAUAAUUUCUCUUAACUUGAACAAAUUCAAGGAAUAUGUGAAAUCUCCGCCUAGAGACUACUCCUUCAUCAUCAUGUUCACAGCGAUGGCACCGUCGAGGCGCUGUGCCAUCUGUCAGCAUGUGUACGAUGAGUACCUGAUUGUAGCUAACUCGUUCAGGUUCUCACCGGCUUACAAUAAUAAGCUGUUCUUCGGUAUGGUUGAUUUUGAUGAGGGUUCUGAUAUCUUCCAAAUGCUACGUUUAAACACAGCACCUGUUAUAAUGCACUUCCCCGCCAAAGGCAAGCCAAAACCAGCUGAUUCCAUGGACUUCGAGAGGUCUGGAAUCCAUGCUGAAGCUAUUUCCAAAUGGAUCCAAGAUAGGACUGAUGUUCAGAUCAGGAUAUUCCGUCCGCCCAACUACUCUGGUGCAGUAGCAUUCGCAAUGCUAUUCAUCCUAGUGGCUGGCUUCCUCUACCUCCGUAGAAACAACCUUGAGUUCCUCUACAAUAAACAGAUGUGGGCUGUUGGUGCAGUGUUCUUCUGCUUUGCCCUGGUUUCUGGACAAAUGUGGAACCAUAUCAGAGGCCCACCGUUCUUCCAUAGGACUAAGAAUGGACCGGUGUACAUUAAUGGAGGAUCACAUGGACAAUUUGUGUUGGAGAGCUAUAUUGUGGCCAUUUUGAAUGCAGCAGUAGUUGUAGGCAUGAUCCUAAUGAUUGAAGCGGCAGGCGGAGUGAAGAACCAAGACAUAGUGCGCUCUCAAGCGGACGGCAAGCGCAGACGCUUCCAGUCUAUUGUAGGACUGGUGUUAGUCUGUGUUUUCUUCUCUCUGCUUCUGUCUGUCUUCAGGGCUAAGACACAGGGUUAUCCUUACAGCUUCCUGUUCAAGUGAGAAGUUCGAAUAAUAGUUUGUAAGAUCGACGAUGUAAGUCGAAGUGUGUGUGCAAUUGUAUGUAUUUACAUAGGGAGUCCGUAUUCGUUCUACAAUUGGUCAAUAAAUUUGUUUCUAUUUAUUAAA
Messenger RNA from Helicoverpa zea (corn earworm), 1229 nucleotides. RefSeq names its product tumor suppressor candidate 3 (gene Ostgamma). Lineage: Eukaryota; Metazoa; Arthropoda; Insecta; Lepidoptera; Noctuidae. The record is from RefSeq and is a predicted model, not a curated record. Bases 105 to 1103 code for a protein of 332 amino acids. Gene Ontology annotation, cellular component: oligosaccharyltransferase complex. The transcript has 6 exons.